GCAUGCUCGGAGCGCGGCGCCCCCGACUCCUCGCUCGGCUGGGCUCGGGCAUUUCCGCCUCUUUGUUUUAAACUCCGGACGGAUUUUUUUUCCUCCUUUUCGGGGGGACCCGGAGGGAGCGGCGCCCCCUCCCCCUCUCCCCCUCCCCGCGCGGCCCCCGCGCGCGGCCCCGCCGAUCGGCGACUCGCAGCUUGUGAAGCUGCACAAGAUAUCACAAGGCUGAACGAAGUGGUACAUUGUCAUCAGUAUUUUUACAAGUAAAAUGAAGAUUAGUUUUUAAAGUUUCCAAAAUGUAGCAUGAGAUUCCAGUCUGUCUGCUAGAAAAUGGAAAAUAAACAAGGGACAGAGGAAAGGAGCAAGGGUGAAGAGCCAGAAUACAAACUAAGACAGACUACCCGGGAUAACAGAGUAAAGCCAGUAGCAUAAAAACCCAAUGAGAAGACAAACUGAAGACAAAGAAAACAUCUAGAAGAGACACCAAAGAUGUUGACCAGAAAGAUUAAACUUUGGGACAUAAAUGCCCAUAUCACAUGCCGCCUGUGCAAUGGAUACCUAAUUGAUGCUACCACUGUAACGGAGUGUUUGCAUACCUUCUGUAGAAGUUGCCUGGUAAAGUAUUUGGAAGAAAAUAACACUUGUCCUACGUGUAGAAUUGUUAUUCAUCAGAGUCAUCCGCUGCAAUACAUUGGUCAUGACAGGACAAUGCAAGAUAUUGUUUACAAAUUGGUACCAGGCCUCCAAGAAGCGGAAAUGAGGAAACAGAGGGAAUUCUAUCACAAAUUAGGCAUGGAAGUGCCAGGAGACAUCAAAGGGGAGACUUGCUCUGCAAAGCAGCACUUAGACUCACAUCGGAAUGGUGAAACAAAAGCCGAUGACAGUUCCAAUAAGGAAACAUCAGAAGAAAAACAAGAAGAGGAUAAUGACUAUCACAGAAGUGAUGAACAGGUAAGCAUCUGCCUGGAAUGCAAUAGCAGCAAAUUACGUGGAUUGAAACGAAAAUGGAUCCGCUGCUCAGCACAGGCAACAGUCUUGCAUCUAAAGAAGUUCAUUGCCAAAAAACUUAAUCUUUCAUCUUUCAAUGAGCUGGAUAUAUUAUGCAAUGAAGAAAUUCUUGGCAAGGACCACACACUCAAGUUUGUAGUUGUUACUAGAUGGAGAUUUAAGAAAGCACCUCUACUGCUACAUUACAGACCCAAAAUGGACUUGCUGUAAGAGAACUUUAGUGUCCUUUGGGACAGAGUUUUUUGCAGAGACUAUCACCAGGCACCUUCUCAGUGCAUCACUUAACUCACAUCACAUGACCCAGUAGAAUUGUUCUGGAGGACCAGUGAUCUCACAGCACACCAUACUUCAGAAUCUUUCUUCUGGGUGACGUGGGAACCAGAUUUCUGAAAGAGAAUAUUUAUACCUUUUUGUACGAAAAAAGAAUUCACAACUCAACAAGACACUACCAGCACUAAGUUUACAGAUUAUGAAAACACUUCACAGUUUUAUGUAGCUGAAUAGCAUUCGUCUCUUUGCUGCGAUUUCACAAGACAGAUUAAUAAAUGUAAUAGUGAUAUAAAUGUCACUUUCCUGACACCAAAUUACUUUUGCUUGCUUUCCAUGUCUUGAAAAGUGGAAUUAAUUUCAGUAUAUUUUAUGAAUUUGAUUUCAUUGUUUGCCUCAAUAUUUUGGCUUUCAUCCAGUCCUUCCAAAGCCACUUCAGAUCCCUUUUGGUGGUGAUUGACUGUAUUUAUGUUGCCUUUAACUUCCUGAAGACUUAGAAGAUUUUUAUUAAAAUUUUAUUUAAUAGCAUAUCAAUAGGGAAUUCCAUAAUUUUAUAAUUUAAUCAUGGCAUUAAAGUUUCCAUAUUAAAUAAAAGGAAGAUAAUAGUUCCCCCAGUUUGCCUCUAUAUUUUACUAUAUAGCAUAAAAUAUCAUCAGAUCACUUAACAAGAAUACUCACAAGUGCUUAAUAUGUUACUUGAACUUAUUUUAAGGUAGACGUGUCAUACAGAGUUAGAAGCUUGCAGAAAUCUGUUCUUAUUUGGGAGGUAACUUUUAUUUUAAAAAUAUAUCACUAGUCAUGAAGACAGUGCAAUAGAAAAUGUUUUCAUUCGUAGAGCUGAGUGUUAUAUAUUGUUUUUAGUUGUUUUAACAGUGGCUUACAGAACAAUUCUAGUUUUCUUUUAGUCAUUUCUAUGAAAAAAUUAUAUAAUGUGUUGAUAUCAUAAUUUGUCCGCUUGUCCUUCCCCCCCCUUCAUUUCACAUAUGUUUUAGCAAUCUGGAGAUAUAAUGGCAUUCUGUUUCUUAUUUAGGGGCCUGAUUUAAUUGAUAGUGUCUUGAGUAGUAACCACCAAAUUGAGUAGGUAAAAUUUUCAUUGAGGUCUUGGCUUGAGCUAGUAGCUAUCAAGUUGAAAAAAAAAAGCCCUCCUAAAGGCUGUACCAGCUACAUAAAAAGGUAAAGUAGAGAAAUGAGGCGAUUUCUAUCCAUUUUGGGCCAAACAAGGCCAACAUUUUUACCUGAUUUGCCCACAUUAUUGCCUUGGUUCUUAGCUUUGCCUGGUAUGCAUGUGUAUCCAGCCUGCAUUCUCUAUGGUAAAUGUUAAAUCUAGAAUGAUUUCUGCAAGCUACACAUUAUGACUGCUGACUGGUAUAGAAAGAGGUUAAAAAGGACUCAGAAUGAAUUCUAGUCAUUCUUGACCGAUAGAAGUUGCUUUUUACUUGAUAAGCUAAAAACGCCAGUCAGUAUAUGGUUUUGUUAAACCCUUUCAUCUCCAAAAUGUGGGUAUCUUUGGCUUUUUACAGAGUAGUGUCCCCUAUUUGCCAACACACAAACAUUUAUUAUAAUUGUGAUUUGGAGUCUUGACUAAGUAAGAGUGAGAAUGGAGCCAUUUACUGAAGUAAUCCAAGUCGAAGUCACCAAGUGAGCCCCCCACAAGUCUGGUGCACUUUUGGAUACAUCCCUCCCUCCUUGCUCCCCAUUUUUGUUGUGUUGUGAACUGGAGAAAUCCAAAUUGAAAACAUACCAUUAAUGCUGUUAUCCUCAGAGAACCUGGAGAUCUUGUGCAGUUCACCUUUCUCCCUCAGUGGUAACAGAGACUGAGGUGGGGUUGAGGAGGAGCCCGUGAUUCUAGGAUGUUUGGUCCAGCAUAGUAUCAUUGGCAACGCUGGCCCUUAGGAAACUCUGUCUUUCUCAGCAUGUAUUUCUUUGAAUUCAUUUUUGAAGGUAUAAUUGGACUCCUUUAUAUACUUUUUUUUCUUCCCAUUUCACGUUUCACAUGCAUGAAAUGGAAAGAAUUAAUAGUUAAUGCAACUUGAUUCUUAGCUAUAAGAACAGCUAAUUAAAUUAAUUCAAUCCACUUGACCAUAAAUUAGGCAAUUAAAACCAAAACACAAAACUAUUAAUUCAGACUAUUUAAAAUCAAUUUCUUUAUUAUAAACAGUUAAGUUCACUUCUAGUAUGGUUUGAAUUGUUGACGUAUCCAAGCUCAUAGCCUGAUACCCCAUCCAAAUCAGAUUUACCAUGUGAGGGUUUAAUGAUUAGAUAUGUGUAUAUAUAAUAAAUGUUACCUGUCUACCUCAAAAUACAUAAUCUGCUGAAGCAUUCUACAAGACCAGAAAUUACUGCAAUGCAAUUUUAAGCAAAACAUUUAAAACUUGGGUAGUUUCCUGUGUGAUGAAACUGAGAAAGGAUUAAACAGUAUCAACAUGCAAAUUCAGAUUAAAAGUAAUUCACAGUCAGUUGUAACUUGGCCUCAUAACAAUCUGCAUUAUACAUAUUUGUAAGUUUGUAGCUAUCUUUAAAAUCACUUGAAUUUGCUAUGGUGCUAUGUCAAUAUGUUUAAAUAUAGGUAAUCUAUGUAUAGGUAUGUAGGUAAUAUAUGGAAGCCAGUAUUAACAUCUCUAACUGGUUAUUGAUUAUUAAUUAUUGUGUUUAACUCUGCUUUUGUAAGUGUGUUAACCUGAUAAAACCUCAGUGGCAAAAGUACCUAUUUUUCUAAAAUUGCAUCAUGUCAAAAAUCUCUUCACAACAGGACUGUUUUCCCUGGGGAGUUUUCUGCUCCAUUUGGCUUAGCUUAUUGUAGCUUUCUCUGGUAAGAGGGGCUGUGCCUAAGUAAAUGUCACCGGCAGAGGGACGCCUCAAAGUCAGACUCUGCUUCCUUCGCCUUCUGUGGAGCUUCAACAAACAUUUCAUUCAAGGCGGAAUUGGUUAAAAUGUGCAUUCUUUCCCCCAGAAUGAAAGCCAGGCUCACUUUGUGUUUGGAUAAUCAUUCAGAUUUGUUCAGUACUUUCAUGCAGGUGGAGUUACUGUGAAGUAGUUUUCACCACUAUUUAGCUGGUCAAACAGUUGCAGCUCAGUUAUCUUGUUGAAUUAUCUUCAGCAGCAGUGAGACGGAUUCCCCAGGCAUUAGUCUCACUAGAUAGAGUUUUCAUUGAAAAUAGAGAAUUCAGAUAGAAUAUAUAAUAUUGAAUUUAAGAUUUGGGGGGUUUAAAAAAAGAAGAAAAGUUAACUUUAUAAAAUUAUUUAUUCUAUUUUAAGCCUUCUAUCAUAAUUUACCAUCCAAAUAUUUUGUUUUCCGUGGUCCAGCUUUAUUUACGGGCAUAUAAAAUGAAAUUGUGAGAUGUUUUACAAGCUUCUUUUUACCUUGAGUAGCUUUUGAUUUGUACGUUUUUGUUUAUAUGGAUGAAGAGCAUGACUUCUGCUUCUGUGCAAUAGGUUCAAACGUGCAUUUAUUAGACCUAUGUUGAAAUGGCAAUGUAGCAUCUACUCACUGCUGAACUGAAAGGUAAUUAAUUGUAGGUGGGAUUUUAAAGUGUGUACAUCCAGCUACUUGGGUUUCUUUAUCCCACUUUUUAUUUCUUUUUCUAAUUGUAAGAAUGACAUUUUGAGAUUAAAAUUUUGUGUGUGUGUGUGCGUGUGUGUGCACAUGCACGUGUGAAAGAGCUACCUGUCAGCAAUAUUUACAAAUAAAUGAUUGGGCAAGAAACAUUCAUGUGAAGUGUGGACGCGUUCUGCAAGACUGGCCACCUGUCUGACAUUGCUUUGUGCCAUUGUUAUGUGUGGUAUCUUUGUGUACCAUCUAACCUGGGAAUAUUUGUCUUAUUGGUUGUGCAGUCAUAUACGCAACGCUACAACCUCUGGGGAUAUGGGACCAUGUAAAAUAUCAGACUGUAGGAUGAUGGUGCUAUUUUUUCCAGUAGGCAACGAGCCUUUGAAAGCUUACCUGGCUCUUUGUAACAACAUAAUUAGUCUUUGGAGAUUCAUUGGACCUUUUCUAAUGGAAGAUAAUUGUAUUUUACAAUAAUUUGAAAUUUACCAUUGAACUAAAUGCUAUAUAGGAUCAAGCCAACCAGUUUAUACAUCAACAUAUAUGAAUAUUUGAUAAAUUUAUACUUAAAAGUAUUUUAAAAGAAACUUAAUGCACUCAGCUAAACUGUAUAUUUUACAGAAAAAAAUCCACAUUUCUGUAUUUCCUCAGGUAACUACAUAGUUCCACCACCUCACAGGUGUGACCUUAAAACAUAACUAAUGUGUUUCUUUGCUUUGAUUUAAAGGAAAUUGGGAGUCAAGAUUUGUAAAUCUUCCAUCCAAAUUAUGCUUAGGUCUUUAUAUUUAGUUUUCUUUCUAUUUAUUAAACACGAAGUUUAAAGAGAGAGCACUAAACUAAUUGGACAUCAGAUUGGCUUGGAAUUUUAGUAUAUUUUGGCAAAUUUUCAUCUCUGAAAAGAUUAAGGUUAAAAAAAAGCGCAGAAUUACAUUUUGUUUGUGCUAUCAUUACAUUAAUUCCUUCAUAUGUAAGCUUAUGUUUGAAGAAUGGGUUAAAGUUUGAAUUUAGCUUUAAGUAUAUGUAAAACAUUGGUGUAAAUGAGUAUCCCAAUAACUUUUAAUUGGGCAUAAAGGAAAGCAAUUUCUCAGAUGAGACAGAUUUAGAAGCAGAGGACAAUAGACAUUGCAACCACUAAGCCUUUAACAUCGUUGUGUGGCAAAAGAAAGACCUGAAAUGAUCGCAGUCUGGAGAAAUGAGACCGCAGAUAUUUUUGACUGUUUCAUUUGAAAGUUUACAUUUUUUUAUGCUUUGUGUUGCUGUGUAAUUUUUGUACUCUUGGUGGCUAGUUUUUUGUCUAAAAAUCUUUUUGGAAUAUUGCUUAAUGUUUUGAUUUUAUGAUAGUGAAGCUUGUAUUCAGUGUUUUGCCAAUUAAUAUUAUAUGCUUGUAAUAAAAGCAAAAAAAAAAAGCUCACUGAAUUUCUGUCAGGCUGAAAGUUUAUUAUCCAAAAUUUGUAUAAGAGUAUUAUAAAAAUAAUUUCCUAGUAUACUACAGUGGUAAUAUGAAGAUGCUGUUAGCUGCUAGUACAAACCUUUACUAGAGCCUUGUCCUUUAGUUCAGCCAGUAUUUAAUAUAUCUUCCACACCUCUGUGAUCACACAUCUCAGCCCUCUUGUCAGAGUACAUUUGCUGCUCACUCUCACCGCUGACAUUUGUAAAAUGUCAUAUUACAUCUGAAACGUCAUUUAAGUUAGCCAAAUGUUUCUGCCAAAUGCUUGGCAGAAACUGUACAUAAAGUGACAAAUGUUGUUCAUCUGUUACAUGGAGAGAAAAACAGAAUUUGGAUGCUUUGGUCUUCGGUUUACGUACACCACUGCAGAUAUUCUCAGCAACAGUAAUGGUAGCAUUUCGCAUUGCUCUUGGUGUGCUGACUGAUUAGAAUGAAGUAUUCUGUCACCUGCACUGAACAGAGGAGAAAAAAAAUACUCAGGCCAGAUCCUUAAUUUUCAAAGGUUAAUAAGCAACAUAAUACUUUUGUUUGCUUUGGCAGAAAGUUUAGUUAGUAGGAAGAGAGAAUGUAAUGGCUAGUUAUGCCUUCUGAAAGGUUUAGGGCCAUUAACUAGGGUUAAAAGUAAACUUAGCAUCAAGCAAUUGGCUUGAAAUAUGGGUCUCAUUUGGCUGAUUUGGUAAGUUCUUUGAUUAGCUCUUAAGGUUAUCAAGAUUUAUGCCUGGAAUUGUGUAUAAAAGAAUUUGUUGCUCUAGGAUAUCUUAGUGAACUAUAAAGCAGAUGUUACGCUGGGUGUGUUUCUUUGCAGUAUCUGCAUACAGCAAUGUCAAGUUCCAAAGUUAUAUCACUUUUGCUGCUUUUCUUCAUAUUGGGAGAUUCAAAAGAACUUAUUUUCUGCUACUGAAUUGCUAUUGUAAAAUAAAAUGGUCACCGCUGUGGUCUUAA
This is a messenger RNA of Trichosurus vulpecula (common brushtail), 7202 nucleotides long. It is a transcript of the gene PCGF3, whose product is annotated as polycomb group ring finger 3. Lineage: Eukaryota; Metazoa; Chordata; Mammalia; Diprotodontia; Phalangeridae. Gene Ontology annotation, biological process: regulation of transcription by RNA polymerase II. The transcript is spliced from 12 exons. The record is from RefSeq and is a predicted model, not a curated record. Gene Ontology annotation, cellular component: PRC1 complex. The coding region runs from base 484 to 1212 and encodes 242 amino acids.